Molecule: messenger RNA, 4358 nt
Organism: Diorhabda carinulata
Lineage: Eukaryota; Metazoa; Arthropoda; Insecta; Coleoptera; Chrysomelidae
Gene: sdt
Product: protein PALS1
Exons: 17
Coding region: 503-3745 (1080 amino acids)
Biological process (GO): generation of neurons; establishment or maintenance of polarity of embryonic epithelium; protein localization to plasma membrane
Cellular component (GO): plasma membrane; adherens junction
Molecular function (GO): protein binding
Source: RefSeq, a predicted model, not a curated record
ACAGCCACACAGCAUCCCCGUGAGGACUUAUUGAUCACGAAAAGGAGCACACACUCCACACCCGUGCUUUUCGUUCUCUUUCGGAAAAUGUCUCCAUCAGAAACGGGUCGACUGUCGAAAUUCUCGAAAAAUCGGACAUAACCGAUCCCAAAAAUUAUGUGACAUCGAAAAUGGCGACUUCCAGUGACGGAACGGCUACAAAAAGACUUUUCGAAUGGUGGAAAACCUACCUUCGUUCGGACUAUAACAAAUAUCGAAACGUUGUUCUGUGUACCUGAUUGAAUCGUUGAGUUUUUUCAAUUUUAUUACAUAUUUAUCAUUUAACAUCAGUUUUUUUCUGUAUCUAGGCCACAUUUUUAUCAAAUUAUACGCACAAACUAACAUUAUCGUCAACAUUCAGUAAAUAUUAUUAGGAAUAUUUUUGUGAUAUGUGAUAUAACUAAACUUUACUUCAUCGGUAUUAUUCAUAAAUCGCGGCAUUCAACUCACCGUCGUUCAAAACAUGGUGGAUUUAGGUGGAUACAUAAUAAUUAUGUUUGAAAGCAAAGACAGGAGAACUAAAUUAUAUGGUUCACCUCUUGAUAAAGAAAUUUUCGAAAUUGGUGAUGAAAUUCUUGAAAUUAAUGGCAGAACUUUUGAUGAAGCACCAUAUUCAGAAGUUAUCAACUUUAUUCAUCAGUGUAUACGAUCCCGAACAAUAUGUAUGAGAGUGAAGAAACGAAGCGCUGCUCGUUUAGCGUUAGAUUUAGACUUGUUUUCGAAGGUUCAAGAUGCAUUCGUUAUCGCUGUCGAAGAUUCAGCAAGGGAUUAUUUGGAGAAACUACCCGCUUUCACACGUGUCACCGACAUGAAACAACUAGCAAAACAAUUCAAUCAAGAAGGAUCCUCGAACGAAGAACUAAACGGCUUUCUAAAAAAUACCCCUUUAUAUGUAACUUCUUUAACUGCUACCGAAAGUAUAAACAACAAUUGCACCGGAAGCAAAAGCCUAGAAGGGGGAAGUGUGUUGAGUACCACGACGUCCGUUGUAGCUUGUAAUAAAGAAAUCGCCUCUAUAUCUAAACAGGACUUACCCAAUGGUAAAGAUCUUGGAGAUUUCUUUGCAGACCACAUAAAUAUUGUGCCGAAAGGUGUUCGGACUCCUCAGAGCGAUCUUCUGAAUGCCCGAGAAAGUCCAACACAAACCAAGAAAUUAGCAGAUAGAAGUUCUUCCCCUUUUCAAAAUGGACGAACCGAAUUACUAUUAGCCACAGAAGACAAUAAUAAAGUGAAAACAACGGCCAUCGUAGAAAGCAAUAAUAAUAAAUUGGGCGUUGAUUUAGAAAAUCGGCCUCGUCGACGCUCGGGCAGCAGUAUCGUUGUACUCGACGGGGAGCUAGAUCCAGUAAAAAAACACCCUGACGACUUGAACGAUAGUUUAGGGUACAAUAACAUGGUGAUGAUGAUCCCCAGUGAGAACGGACCCCAUAGGGAAAUGGCCGUCGAUGUUCCAGAUAGUUUCAUCGCCAGAAAUAAGACACCGCCUAGGUAUCCACCACCUAAACCUAUUUUACAGAGUGGCAUGAAUGAUUCAACGGUCGCUCAGACGUCGGUCUUAGAAAGACCUUCCGCAGUAACAAAGCCUGUACCUCCUCCGAGGGAUCACCUCAAAAUAGAAAAGGACGGGCGUCUAGUCAAUAGGGCACUUGCACCACAGUUACCUGCAAGAAUAACCAAUAACAAUAAUAUCGUUCCUAGUAAUAACUCUUCUGGUGCCAUUAUGUCGCCAAGCAGCGUCGAACCAACAAAGGAUCAAUUGGAUAGUAUUAAGAAAUAUCAGGAACAAAUUCGAAAACGCAGAGAAGAGGAAGAUCGUCUAGCUGCUCAAAAUGAAUUCCUUAAUAGAUCCUUACGUGGUUCACGUAAGCUUCAGGCUCUAGAGAGUGAACCACAGGGAGCUUUCAAUGAUGCAUUCGAAGAUGAGGGUCAGGAUUCAUCCAGAUCGGACACACCGGCAACUGAGAAAGAACUGGUUCAUACUCAAUAUGGAUAUGGAGAUUUGGUCGCUUCCAUUCAACGGUUACAACUUCAACUGAAGAAAGCUGGUACGGGAGGUGGUUUGGGAGGCCUUGAAGGUCGAAUUGCUGCUAUUCAAUCCCUCCUUUUAUCGCCACAGUUUGGUCAAGCGCUGGCUGUUCAUAACAAAGUUCAAAGCGUUAGGUCGAGAACUACACCGCGGGCCACGCCGACUGCCCAAACCGCCCUAAGAGACUGCCUUGACGCUAUUAGUCAUUCUCAAUGUGCUUAUACUGUGGAAUUAGCUGCCUUAUUAACAGGUUAUGAAUUUGAGGCUUUAUUAAUGGCCCAUGAUGGCGUAGCAUCUAUACUACCACCGGAUUCCACUUCGCCUACUCCAUCUACUGCUGAAACUCUACCAUUAUCAGUAAUAGACCGAAGAUAUGGAGAAAAUAAUAUUAAAGUUAUUAAAAUAGAAAAAAGUACUGAACCACUCGGUGCCACAGUUAAGAAUGAUGGUGACGCUGUUGUUAUAGGUAGAGUAAUUCGAGGAGGAGCUGCUGAUAAAAGUGGUCUUCUACACGAAGGAGAUGAGAUUCUGGAAGUUAACGGUAUUGAAAUGCGCGGCAAAAGCAUAAACGCUGUCUGUGAUAUUUUGCAAACUAUGGAAGGUACUUUGACAUUUCUGAUUAUCCCUGGGUCUCAAGUGCCAAGAUACAAUAACAGGGAUAAUUUCCUUCAUGUCAGAGCGCACUUCGACUAUGAUCCUGAGGAGGAUAUGUAUAUACCUUGUAGGGAACUAGGGAUUGGAUUUCAAAAAGGCGAUGUUUUGCAUAUCAUCAGUCAGGAAGAUGCCAAUUGGUGGCAAGCCUACAGAGAAGGAGAAGAAGAUCAAACAUUAGCAGGUCUAGUACCUUCUCUAACAUUCCAGCACCAACGAGAAAAUAUGAGAUUGGCAGCAGAGGAACGCAUGUCUAAACCUCAAAGAAAGUCAACGACAUUACUUUGUGGCAAAACGAAUAAAAGAAAAAAGAAAAAGGGAGCAUACGCCGAUGGCGGUUAUCCUAUGUAUUCAAACAAUGUAGAUGAGUACGAUACUGAUGAAAUUUUAACAUACGAAGAGGUUUCACUGUAUUACCCAAGGGCUAACAAUAAGAGACCAAUUGUCCUUAUUGGACCACCAAAUAUAGGAAGACACGAAUUAAGACAAAGACUUAUGGAAGACAGUGAACGGUUUGCCGCCGCCAUACCACAUACUUCUCGAGCCCGAAAAGAAAAUGAAGUUGACGGACAAGACUAUCACUUCAUAACUAGAGCCCAAUUUGAAGCUGAUAUACUUUCGAGAAAAUUCGUAGAACACGGAGAAUAUGAAAAAUCUUACUACGGAACUUCACUAGAUGCUAUAAGGUCUGUGGUAAAUUCUGGGAAAAUUUGUGUUCUGAACUUACAUCCUCAGAGUUUGAAGAUACUCAGAACUUCUGAUUUAAAGCCGUAUGUAGUAUUUGUUGCCCCUCCCAGUUUAGAGAAAUUGAGACAGAAAAAAAUUAGGAACGGAGAGUCUUAUAAGGAAGAAGAGCUGAAAGAUACUAUAGAAAAGGCUCGUACAAUGGAAGACAAAUAUGGACACUUUUUUGAUCUUAUCAUCAUAAACAAUGAUACCGAAAGGGCGUAUCAUCAAUUACUAAAUGAAAUUAACAGUUUAGAAAGAGAACCUCAGUGGGUGCCAGCGGCAUGGGUGAAAGGUUGCUAAAUGUAACCUAUAAUUUUUAAAACUGGAACUUUUUAAAGCUCAAAUUGUUUGUAUAUCAAUUGAAUAUUUUUAAUUAUAUAUUAAUCCAUUUAUGUCAACCUUUUUUAACAUGGUACUCAACUAUUAGAAUAUUUGUUUCAUUCGUAUUGUUUAGUAAAUCUAGUGGACCUGUUCUAAAUUCUUGUACAAGUUACAUCGUUAGGAGUGCAGAUUAUGAAAAAAAUAAAUGAAGGGUAUACAAUUUCAAGUAUUUAAAAAGUGUUAAUAGGAACUGUUUAAAUCCCUUUUAAGAAGAUCAAAAGAAUUGAUUGAACAGGUGUGUGCAAAACAUAAACAUAAACAUGUGAUACUCUCUUUUUGAAGUGUAAUAUUAAUAUAGGAAAUAUUUUAAAGAGGACUUUUUGCAAAAAAGGCGGCAAUAAUGAAUGUAAAUAUUUAAAAUUGUAUAAAAUUUAAAAUUGUUCAAAGUAUGUUUGUAGCUAUGUAUAUCUAGCAUGAAAACUCGAAAUGUAUAUACUUUAUAAAAUUUGAAAAAAUGAGUUUUGUCUCAAUAUAAUUUUAUUCUUAUUGUUAAAACUGUUUUAAUCAAUAAAGGAUAAGGAAUAGUUAUAAA